AUGACGGUCUCAGUGAUUCCCACCGCGGCACUAGCAUGUCUUCUUCUGCUGGCCAUCUACAAGUUCGUUCUUCAUCCCUUGUUCUACCACCCUCUCCGCCACAUCCCACCAGCCCACUGGUCGGUUCCAUUCUUCGGAGAUCUCUGGAUAACAUACCAGCGCUACCGGGAACGUAACAAUGCUGUCACCUACGCCGCACAUCUCAAGCGUGGGCCCGUUGUUCGGAUGGGGUUGAAUGAGCUCAGUGUCAAUUGCGUGGAAAAUGGCAUCCGAACUAUUUACGCCGGAGGGUGGGAGAAACACGCUUGGUAUCCCCAGCGCUUUGGCAGCUACGGCGUCAUGAACAUGUUUUCUACAAUCAAGCAUGGUCCCCAUAGCCAGAAGAAGCGCACUAUGGCCAAUAUCUACAGCAAGUCGUACAUUGCCUCAUCACCGCAAGUAUCUGCGACCUCCCAUACACUUUUCUCAACACGCUUCUUGCCGCUCCUUCAGCACCUGUCCGAUACCGCGGAGCCUACUGAUGUCCAUGAGAUGAACAAUGCCAUGACUAUGGACUUCAUGUCAGCCUACCAGUAUGGUCUCCAGGCCAGCACAAACCUGACUCAGGACGUGGCUACCAGGAAGAAGAUCAUGCACGAGUACCACUGCCGGCGAGAUUAUGAGUUCUUUUCCGCCGAAAUGCCCUGGAUCAAAAAUCUCACGAGAAGGCUCGGAUUUCCCGUCGUUCCGGGCUUCGUGGAUGAGGCAAAUCAAUAUCUUGAGGACUGGAAUGCAAACAUGUGCCGAGCGGCUGAAAGAUACCUCUCUGAGUCGGCAAGUGGGACCGCUGCAUGGCCAGGCGAUGAACCGAUAGUGUACAAGCAGUUUAAAACUGGACUUGCAGCGUUGCGUGAGAAGGAUCCGAUGGCAGGAAAGUCUACAUCGGAUGUGCUGCUUCCCACAAUUCGACACGAAGGUCUCCAGAAAGAUGAAAAUGACACUACUACCGCCGAGAUCUAUAGUGAAAUGCUUGACCAGCUGGGUGCUGGGCACGAGACCUCGGCCAUUGCUCUCACCUACCUCUACUGGGAAAUGUGCAAGCAUCCAGAGCUCCAAAAACAACUCCAUGAGGAGCUAAUGACGUUGAACCCUCCCGUCAAAUGGCCGUUGCCCGUGGGCUUGGAUCUGAAGGACUUCCAGCUACCUGAUCCCAAGCAGAUCGACGCAUUACCGUUGUUGCACGCCAUCGUUAUGGAGGUACUCAGGCUGCACACACCGAUUCCAGGCAUUGAGCCAAGGAUCUCUCCUCAUGUCCCUGGUGGUAGCACACUCGGGUCUUAUUCUGGUAUUCCGGGAGGCGUGCGUGUGUCAGCUAUGCCAUAUAGCCUGCAUCGCAACGAAGCCGUUUUUCCAGCCGCCGCAACGUUCAAGCCGUCACGUUGGUUUCCUUCGCAGACUACCGAAGAGCACCUCAAAGAGAUGCACCGCUGGUUCUGGGCUUUUGGCUCCGGUGGGCGGAUGUGUAUCGGUAGUCACUUGGCGACGCAGGAGAUUAAAUUGCUCGUUGCCGCAAUCUAUUCCAAUUGGACAACAGAGAUCGUUGACGAUGAAGGAAUUGAAGAGGUUGAUGCCUACACGACGAAGCCGAAGAGCAACCGUCUCAUUCUGCGCUUCAGGCACCUAUAA
Molecule: messenger RNA, 1665 nt
Organism: Exophiala spinifera
Lineage: Eukaryota; Fungi; Ascomycota; Eurotiomycetes; Chaetothyriales; Herpotrichiellaceae
Exons: 2
Coding region: 1-1665 (554 amino acids)
Molecular function (GO): heme binding; monooxygenase activity; iron ion binding
Source: RefSeq, a predicted model, not a curated record